Haliotis rubra (blacklip abalone) is the source of this 3288-nucleotide messenger RNA. RefSeq names its product out at first protein-like. The record is from RefSeq and is a predicted model, not a curated record. The coding region runs from base 87 to 806 and encodes 239 amino acids. The transcript is spliced from 4 exons. NCBI's taxonomy places the organism in Eukaryota, Metazoa, Mollusca, Gastropoda, Lepetellida, Haliotidae.
UUUGAUGAGGUUAAAACAAUGGUGUCCAAGUGACAAGUACAGAAAUGAACUGAAGUUUGAUACUUCAUAAGUUUUGUUUUCGAAGAAUGGAUAGGUUUAGAAUUCCAGUGUUUUCGUCGUCUGUGUUGGUGCUGUGCGCGAGCCUGGUCAGUUGUCAGCUGGUUGUGAACGUCAAGAACAAAGGUGGCGACGUGCUGGUCGAGUCGAUACAGGCCAACACAACGGAGGACACCGUCACUCUCGAGUAUCAGAAUACAGACGGAACACUGAUCACCCAAUUUAUUGACUUUAAAUCGGAAGUUCAAAUCUUCCGGGCAUAUGUAGCUGGAGAAGAAGAACGGGGUCAGAAUCAGCUUCAAGUCCUGUGUUUCAUCAGCAGAUUCAGCAAGAAUGACUUCAUCUCAUCAGAUGCCAUGUCAAAACUCAGACAGAAAAAUCCAACUGCUAUUAGGAGCCCUGAGGAGGAAAAGGGCCCUGACCUGAUGGUGUAUGACCUGUUGACCGACCUGAACAAAAGUCACAUGAUUAGUCCACAUGUGUUUAACAUCUGCCAGGAGGCGAGGGAAACCACAUUCUUCAAAGAGGGAGAUCUCACCACCAUAUCUAGAUCAUUGAAUAAAGACUAUAAUACUCUAAUGUCGGCCAUGAAGAAGACAUACCCCUCCAAGUACGCACGAUGUCAUGAUACCAACGACCUGAGCAAGCCGUGUCUGUGUCACUACCAGAUGUGUGUGGGGUGGUACCCUUGUGGACUCAAGUACUGCCGAGGCAAGGACUCCACUGGCAAAGUCGUCAGCUACCGUUGAGGCAUCAAGACCUGUCGCAGGUGUCUUGUUUUCGAACAUGUUGCCAGGCAACGAUUGUGGUGUCUGUGGGAUGACUCGUGAACGUGAACACCCAUCAUUUUGAUUGUUUUAUACAUCAGAGGUGUAAAAGUAAGUGCUAUUAUAUGACAUUGGGAAAAUAUUAGUGACAGAAGAUGGCAAAAAGUGGAAAAAAACGAAGGUGAUAGGAUGGUUAAUUGUGUAGCUGGAAAUUAAUCUUUAAAUGCAGGAUUUCAUAUCGAUGCUUAUUCCUAACUUUAAUUUUAGGAUUACUGCUUAAACGGAUGUAAUGAUGUUGAAUUUGUGUUACCAAAGAGUAUUUGUGGACUUGAGUCUGUGCUACAGGAGCUGAAGCUACCUAGCAAAAAGUGUAGCACCACUGUGGUCAAAUUUUAAUCAUGUUACUAUCCAUAUAUGUUGUUUAAGAAAUCUGCCAGAGCUGUUAAAAAACUAAACUGUCUUAGAUCAGCUUUCUAUUGAACACUGCCAAAACAGCCAAAAGAUAGUAUGUUUACAUACUCAUGUAAAGAAAAAAGGGAACUGCUGAAAAAAGAAACCUGUUUGUGAAGUGUGUAUCCUGAAGAAAUCCCUGAGAUCAGCAGUAUAAUGCAUAUUUACCAGACACAGACAUGCAUCUCGGUGACCAAGCCCUACUACUAACUUGUUUGAGUAGCAUUUAGAAGUUGGUGUGAUGAACAACGAGGAGAGUUCUAUGGAUAUACAACUUCUUUAAUAUAAUAUGAGUAGCUACACCGAAACGUCGCUCAUAUUAUAUCAAAGAAGUUGUAUAUCCAUAGAACUCUCCUCGUUGUUCAAGCCCUACUACUACCAAUACAACUUAUUAGAAUUUAUGAUAUGCACUUUAUGCAUGUCCUCAAUAUGUUCUGUUUGUUUAAUACGAAAGUUAUGCUGACCCUUAACAAAACGUAUGACUCCUGACCCAUCUCUCCUGAUAAGAGACCGUUCAUAAUAAGGCUAGGGGGUGAAGAUAAUUUGUAUGGAGAAGCAUGUACAAUGUAAAUGGCCUCUUUUCUCUCUCUCCCCCCCCGCAAAAAAAAUAAAAAAUUAAUAAUAAUAAUAAAUAAAUAAAUAAAUAAAUAAAUAAGAUCAUGUACCAAGUAAGUAAUCUACCCUGCAUGUCAUGUAGACCUUUUACAACUACUGUUUAUAAUCAGGAUUGUCCUGGUACAACUCCGAAGUCAAAAUAUUAAUCAAAAACAAUCCAGGGACAAUCGGAGAGCUUCCAUGUUGGUAUUUAAGUCAUACAUCACCCACCUUGUGUAUGUCCAACAACAACGAUAAUAAUAAUAGGACACUUGUAUUGCAUGUUACUCCAUGCUUGAUGCAUGCUCGAGGCGCGCACAGUCACAUAGUUCAGAGCUGUUUGAAGAGGUAGGUCUUGAGAUGACGUUAAUGGCUACCUACCUUGUGUGAGCCAAGAGGCGGUGGGGUAGCCUAGUGGUUAAAGCGUCCGUUGUCACGCCGAAGGCCCGGGUUUGAUUCCUCACAUGGGUACAAUGUGUGAAGCCCAUUUCUGGUGUCCCCUGCCGUGAUGUUGCUGGAAUAUUGCUAAAAGCGGCGUAAAACUAAACACACUCACUCACUCUGAUGAGCCAAAGCAUUCUACAUUUUGUCGUUGUUGUAUUGGGAGAAGGAUAGUCUAUUUACAAGAUGUAUUGUAACCAUGUACAGAUGGUGUACGAUGAUGUGUUGUAGUGUUUUGUUUGUGAUGUUAAGGAAAAGUCUUAAUGACAUUUUAUUCUUCAUCUGAUUCCUAAUCAAAAUUUAGGUCAAUUAUCAUGAUCAAGCACAUGUAUGUGAUGUAACGAUGUUGUGACAGUUAUAUAGCAUACAGCAUGUUGCAUGACACAAAGGGGCGGUUACAGCAUUCACUUGUCACACUGAAGACCCGGGUUCGUUUCCCCACAUGGGUACAAUGUGUGAAGCCCAUUUCUGGUGUACCCUGAUGUGAUAUUGCUGGAAUAUUGCUAAAAGCGGUGUAAAGCCAAACUCACUCACUCACAUGACACAAGAACACUCACUCGCUCACAUGAUACAGGAACACACACUCACUCACUCACAUGAAACAAGAACACCGACUCACAUUGACUGGAGACGCACGUCGAACAGACACAACACACUGCUAGCAAACAGAGUCAGACAUUUUUUCUGUAUUGUUUUACAUACCUUCAGAAAAUUGCAUUUAAGAUGAAUUUCAUACUUUCAUAUUAUCUUCAUCUGUGGGGGGAUGGCUCAAUGUUGGAACGAAUUUAGACCUCCCAUUUCCAUGGCUUAGACUUUAAAUUCACAGAAGAAACGAUUUUGUUGCUGUUUACCAAAGUUCUUAUAAUGAACAACCAGUAUUAGAUGUGGAACGAUAUAUAUUUGGCAAAAAGGUUGGAAAUCGUGGUUAUCUCAACUAUAAAAAAGAAUCAGGAUUGUGAUAAAAUUCUAUUCCAUGCUG